CCUCUAAACUCCAACGUUUCCAGUAAGGGAAACCUCCUAAAGGUUUCUAUGAUCGCCUGGACGAUCAAGUGUCGAACGUCCGCUUCGAAACAGUAUCCACUUCAGUUCUACUUAAUUCGGCAAACGAUGACGAAGGCCACCCUGACCAACGCGAGUUCAAAACAUACCACAUGGCAACCGUAACAGUCAUCAAACACAUUACAUGGCGACCGUGACUUUUAAACUGUAAUCUUCGGAUGUGCAAAAAAAAGUGACGAAUGAAACCUCAAACACGGACAAAAAGUGCAAAGUGGAAACGUUUUAUAAAAAUCGCAAGUGCUUCUGAAAUGACUUGGAAAGUGAUUAAUUACCAACAAUAGUGAACUACGAGUGAAAACCAAUCAUUUUCAAAAUGGGAGGCAAGGCUGCAAAACCUGAAACAAAUAUAAAAGGAGACCAUGAUCUCACAAUAGUUCAAACUCAGAAUAUUCAUACAGAAUAUCAUCUGACUCAGGAUUUAAAACUAAACAUUAUUUUAGGGCUGCUAAUCACCCUGUGCAUUGUUAAAAUAGCGAAAACUUGUUACAAACACCUUCGUAACCAAGCGCAAAAACACGCUUUAAAAGUGCUUACGCUACCAAAGUAGCAACGUUAACAUUGAAUCGAGAACAGUGAAUGAAUGAUAUACGAAAAAGGUGAUAUGCUAUUUGACCCACAAAAAUAGGUAAAGGCUGUGGGAAAGUACCGUAAGUUCACCAAUGCAGCUAUUGACCGCGAUUAUGAAAAACAAUUAUGCGCGUAUGAGAACCUACCUCAACGUGUAAAAACACUGUGACCAGCGGUAUGGUUUGGAACAGCCGUUCCCAACGCGGAAGACGAGAAGAAUAAGGCAAGAAUGGACGGUUGCUCACUGUCGGACAGACAGGUGAAAGAAGAGAUCCCUGGGCCAAGGGACAGCAGUUCACCGAGCACCGGGAACAACGUAGCACCGUGAGCAGCAACAACAACAAAUGUAUUUAAAAAGGUACCGUACACAUGCAAUUUUUACGGACGAAGCUGCAUAAAUAUGCAAAAGCUGUUAGAAAAAAUAGAAACUAAAUCUGACAAAAUGGCUGACAUUAUAGAACUAAUUAAAAUCACCACUUCUCUCAUAUCAAAGUAUGAUGGUAAUGAGAAAGAUUUAAAAGGUGUGGUGUCAAAUUUAAAUGUAUUAAAGAAAAUAGUGAAGCCGGAGAGUAGGGAAACAAUAAUAGAGCUAGUAUUAGGACGUCUGACAGGUAAAGCGCGAAUUGUUGUAGGAGAAGCCCCAAACUCAAUAGAAGAUAUAGUUAACAAACUACAAGACAGAUGCAGCAUAAAGGUAACACCAGAAAUAGUAGUAUCCAAAAUGGAUAAUACGAAACAGACAGGAACAAUAGAAGAUUUCGGAAGCAUUAUAGAAAAACUAACGCAGCAACUUGAAGAAGCAUACAUAGCGGAAGAAAUAACACCAGAAGUAGCCAGGAAAAAAGCAACUAAGUCUGGAAUUAGCGCAUUGAGUUAUGGACUUAAGGAUGGCGAAACCAAAAUAAUAAUGAGAUCAAGCAAAUUCGAAACCCUGCAUGAAGCAAUAGAACAAGCAGUAAAAUUGGAACUAGAAGACAGAACGAAAAAGGGAAAGAAUGAACAGACAAAAAUUUUAUAUUCAAACGCUACUAGGAACAAUAGAGGGUAUGGUAACAACUACCAGGGAAGGAACAAUUACAAUAGAUUCUCAAAUAAUAAUAAUAAUAGGUAUCAGACACAAAACCCACCCAGGUUCCCACCCGCAAGAUAUGGACAUAACAAUAACCGAAACAAUAAUAACUACAGAAAUAACAACUUUAACAACACUAGAAAUCAGCACGCAAAUCGACAAAAUAAUUCCAACAGAAAUCAGUACGUACAAUCCAAUCAGAGAAAUAAUAGCAAUUUGCAAAAUAAUCGAGCGCCUAUUCAUAACACAUUACAUGGCAAAAAUAGAUAA
Anopheles arabiensis is the source of this 1984-nucleotide messenger RNA. RefSeq names its product myb-like protein M. The coding region runs from base 1046 to 1984 and encodes 312 amino acids. The transcript has a single exon. The record is from RefSeq and is a predicted model, not a curated record. NCBI's taxonomy places the organism in Eukaryota, Metazoa, Arthropoda, Insecta, Diptera, Culicidae.